CCCCCGCUUCAGAUGCAACUCAAAAUACAUGAAGCCUCCAUGUUGCUGCACAGGGAUUGUCGGGCUGGCAGAUGACGUGAAUUGUUUUCUAGCGGAUGCCUACUUUGAGCAACUUGACUGUACUUGGCGCACGUUCCUUGGACAAAAACAACAAUCCGGCGGUCUUCCGAGUGUUUGCAGCGCUUCUCCCUACACGGCGUCAUAUUUUGGAUCUUCCUAGCUUCGGAGCUAACUCUAGCUAUUAGCUAACUUAAGUUUGUUAGCAGUUGUCUAUUUUAUUUGUAUGUUUUCACGCGACUGCGGCGUUAUCUCUCAACCAGUUGUUUGUAGUGAUGGUAUUUUCCGGAAAGCCGUAGAUGACAACCAACCACCCGUCUCCAUUUACCUCCGUGCUAGCUGGCUGGCUCUCACCGCUCCCUCGGCGCUUGGUCUCGGUCGGCUUCCUGGCUUUGUGGACGAGCGGUUCGUACUCAUCGUAACCCCGCUAGCUGACACAGUAGCUAGCACGUCCUCCUGCUAAGCAAGUACGAUUCUGGGAAUCAAAACAGGAAUAACUACGCGUCUCAAUGGACCACAUGUCCAUAAUAACCCAGGUCCCCAAUACAAAGGAGGAGGAAAUAAUUUCCUUUAACCAAGAUAAAGCAUCCCAGUCAAACCUCAGCCUGAAGAAACAGAGGAGCAGAAGUAUAUUCAGCACAUUCUUCUGUUGCUUUCGCAACUAUAAUGUGGAGCCGCCAGUCACUAACACAAGCUCCACGCCCCCUCCUGUUGAAGAGAACGGAUCGCCCCCUAAGUGUGACCAAGUCGAGGUCCUGCCUGUCCCUAGUCCUCCAGCCAAAUACCUCCUGCCGGAGACGACGACAACCGAUUACGGUAAAAAGUGCGUGGUUAUUGACUUGGAUGAAACACUUGUUCACAGCUCAUUUAAGCCCAUCAGCAAUGCGGAUUUUAUUGUCCCAGUGGAGAUCGAUGGUACCGUUCAUCAGGUUUAUGUGCUGAAAAGACCCCACGUGGAUGAGUUCCUUCAGAAGAUGGGGGAGCUGUUUGAGUGUGUGCUCUUCACAGCCAGUCUCGCCAAGUAUGCAGACCCUGUAGCAGACCUGCUGGACCAGUGGGGGGUUUUCCGAGCGCGACUCUUCAGGGAGUCCUGCGUUUUUCACAGAGGGAACUACGUUAAAGACCUGAGCCGGCUGGGACGAGAGCUCAACAACGUCAUCAUUGUGGACAAUUCGCCUGCCUCCUACAUUUUCCACCCAGAAAAUGCUGUCCCAGUCCAGUCCUGGUUUGACGACAUGAAUGACACAGAGCUCCUGGACCUGCUGCCUUUCUUUGAGGGACUCAGUAAGGAGGAAGAGGUUUACGGAGUCCUGCAGAACUUCAGAAGCAGGUAGCAGAACACUCCACCAACCCGCCUCUGCUCUCCAGAGUCUUCUCUGCCAAAACCCCCCCCCGUCGUCCUCUGCCGCCGCGCCUCGGGCUCCGGGCACAUCGUCCCUCUAGCGCCUAAAGCGACGACCUGCAGUCUCACUGUGGAAACCCCCUCCCCUCCCAGCCCAGUCUGCUCUCUUCUCCCGGUGAAUCUCUGCCUCCUGAGUGCCAACAACAAACACAGGACCACCGUGUCUCACAGAAACCAGAAAGUGGGUGGAGCCUCCUCAUCUUUAACUUUGGGGACUAAGAACUAAGAGGAAAGAACUCUGGUUUUGACGGGGUUUUUUUUUUGUAUAAAUCUAAAAAGUGAUAUUAGUCUGCGAAAUUCAAGUUUUGGAACCAAAAGAAGAAAGAAAGACAGCGAAAAAAAGCACUCGACCUUAGACGUUUUUUUUUGUGGCGCCCCACAAAAGCACGGAAGGAUUUGGUCCUCAUUGUUGCUAUGCAGGCAGUUUGUGGUAGUAGAAAGGACUGUGACUCUUUUCUUACCGAACGAAGUGCCUUGUGUGAAUGUACUUUCUAUGAGGAGUUCUUUUGUACGCGACAUAUUUCCAGAGAGCGUCGAAUCUUUUUCACACACGAUAUGCUUUAAACUGGACACACAAGUAUCCUUAAAAGAAACAUUUGACUUCACUUUUGGGCGCCCAGCGUUGGGCAGUUGUCAGGCAGUCCCCCCCCCCUCCUCCAGAAUGCAUGUGCCAUUAUAAAAGGUGUGACUUUCUUUUUUUUUUUUUUUUUUCUUUACGUGCAAAUUAAUUCUAGGCAGAGGAUGCUCGCUGUUGUGACCUUCAAGCUCCUCCUGCAAGAAAACAAAAAGUGUUUUUUGGUGUUUUGAUUCUGUGAUCUGUUAGCUCAGAUAAAACUGUGACUUUUCUUUUUUUUGGUCCAUUUUGUUUUAUUUUCCUUUCUUGCCAAAUAAGGAAAUUAUUUUAACAGACAUUUCAGCUAAACCUAUUCAACUUUUCAUAAGUUUCACAUUUUAACCGUGUUUUUUUUUUUAGCACAAACGUGGAGCAGCUUUUUCCCUCAAAAGGUGGCACAUGUUUUCAACUGUGUCUAUUUUAAUAGUUACAAACGGUCUAAUAUUUCAACGCAUAUGAGCCGAGUGCCAUGGUUUUUGUUUUUUUUCCAUCCUCCUUGGCGUCAGUCUAAGCGUUUCAUUUCUAGAUGGCCUGGUUAAACCAGUGAAGAGCAUUUAUACUAAUCUUACCAGACCUUUUAUUUUAUUUUUUUUAUUUUAACACAUCUUCACCUCAGUGCCUACAUCUGAGAGGAGCCCAGCAAAACCUGAUGCUGCAACGUUAGGCAAUAACUGUUCUUCAAGCAUUUCCAUCCCAGCUUUUUGGCUCGGGUUUCUAAGAGCACUUGAAGCUGCUGACCAGUAAUUGUGUGUUGGCAGCCGGACAAUUACAGACGACCUUCAGACAUUCAUUUAUUAUUAUUAUUAUUAUUAUUUUUGGAAUCUUUUUCAAAAUGCUGGGAGAACACGAAUGUUGCGUCGGUAAGUUGAACGCAUUAGCUACACCUGCCAAUGGGAGAAGGUGAGGAAGGACAAAUGUUUGGGUCCAACUCCAAAUGAAACACUAUUGGGGCACUGAGAAAGGACUGAAGAAGCUCGUCCCGGCAUUGAUGCCUUACUGCCCUCGGACACACGCAGAAGCCCAUUCACAUGUGCGACGCGAGUGGUGCGUUUAAAUCACAAAAUGCCCAGAAACACAAAAGUUUUGGGUAGUUGUUUUGAGACCUGCACAACUUCACCUCCUUCCCCACUUUUCUUUUUCCUUCCUUUUCCGUAAGUGUUGUGGGUGUUGGGCUCAUGAUGGUGACCGUGCAAUGUCCUUUUACAAAACUGUUGGUGAUGACCUCACUCUGAAAACCUUUGUAUCCUGAUAUUUUUCUAUCUUCAUGUCAGCAUUCGGUCGGCUGAACCACGUUUUACCUACUAUUGUCUUUUUUUUUUUUCCUGCCAUGGGACGAGUGUGCGUGAACGUUUGUGGUUCCACCCUCCCAGCUUUUGUUGUCGCACCUUCCUCAUUUAUCACACUGAUUAUUUUCAUUUAAACACCAAAGUCUCAAACCAUGAGUUUUUGGACUUUUGUUCUCCCUUUUAUUUUUACGGAAACAUGCAUUUUAGGUUUUUUUUUGGCGUGUGUUGACCGUCUUCAUCCUCCAUUUUUUUUUCUUUAAUAAACGCUUCAUUAAAACAA
Oryzias latipes (Japanese medaka) is the source of this 3638-nucleotide messenger RNA. RefSeq names its product CTD small phosphatase-like protein. NCBI's taxonomy places the organism in Eukaryota, Metazoa, Chordata, Actinopteri, Beloniformes, Adrianichthyidae. Gene Ontology annotation, molecular function: RNA polymerase II CTD heptapeptide repeat phosphatase activity. The record is from RefSeq and is a predicted model, not a curated record.